GGAUCCUUCUGCAAGCGCCCACCGCGUGAUCUGGCUGCCUGUUUCUGAAUGAUGAUAUUCAGAAGAAAAAAAACAGGAACCGUGUGGAUAACUGACCGAGAGGGCCGCCUCUCACAAUACUGGGAGAAAACCCGCUCAGUCGAUCUAUUGAUGGGUUGAUUUCUUGUAACCAGAAGCUUUUUUUAAUGCCAUUACUUUCUAUUUGAGGCCGAUUUGCACUCAGUAGCCUAAUUCAUUGUUGGCUCGGAGGCGGUUGUCCUGAUGAAGUGUCAGCAGAGGGAGGAGGAAGCCAGAGAGAGGAAGGAAACGAGGAUAACGUCACGAAAAGCAGAAUCGGAGUAAAACGGACUGAAUAGUAAUGGACAGUGCUUGAUGCGGGCCGGGGACCCGAGCUGAAUUGUGUUUGUUUACGUCGCAUUGGACAAAGAUGUUUUUGUUAACUGGUCGGGUGUGAAAAAAAAGGGGAAAACAUUUCGAGGAGGAAACGGCAGCACAGCAGCAGCAGCAGCAGAUUUCAUCUUUUUCAGGAGGCUCCACUAAAGCAGAGAAAUGGAAAUGUGUGUAGCCCUCCUCCGUUUGCCUGUUCGCUGAAGGAUUUGGAAACAGCCUAAUCGUGACACACGGAGCUUUAAGUGGAUCUUAUUUUUUAAUGAGUGAAAAAGACAUAUAGCUAAAUCUUUUUUGGGGGACGUUGCUUUCGGUUUUUCCACGGCAGAAAAAAAUCAUCGGGGGAAUUAACAGGUGACGACCCUGACAAAUCCAAAAUGAGUGAGCUGGAGCAGCUUCGCCAGGAGGCCGAGCAACUGAGGAACCAGAUUCGAGAUGCCAGGAAAGCAUGUGGAGAUUCAACCCUGACACAGAUAACUGCUGGUCUGGAUCCUGUGGGGCGGAUUCAGAUGCGGACACGACGUACCCUCCGGGGCCACCUUGCUAAGAUCUACGCCAUGCACUGGGGCACUGACUCAAAGCUUCUGGUUAGUGCCUCUCAAGAUGGAAAACUGAUCGUCUGGGACAGCUACACCACUAACAAGAUACAUGCCAUCCCCCUGCGCUCCUCCUGGGUGAUGACCUGUGCGUACGCCCCCUCUGGGAACUACGUGGCCUGCGGAGGCCUGGACAACGUCUGCUCCAUCUACUGCUUGAAGACUCGCGAGGGCAACGUCAGGGUCAGCAGGGAGCUACCUGGCCACACAGGUUACCUGUCCUGCUGCCGUUUUAUUGAUGACAAUCAAAUCAUCACGAGUUCCGGAGACACCACAUGUGCACUGUGGGACAUCGAGACGAGUCAGCAGACCACUGUUUUCUCAGGCCACAGCGGUGACGUCAUGAGUCUGUCCCUGUCGCCUGACCUCCGCACCUUUGUGUCGGGAGCCUGCGACGCCUCGGUCAAACUGUGGGACAUCAGGGACAGCAUGUGCCGGCAGACCUUCACAGGCCACGAGUCGGACAUCAACGCCAUCUGUUUCUUUCCCAAUGGCAGCGCCUUCGCCACAGGCUCAGACGACGCCACAUGCAGGCUGUUUGACCUGCGUGCAGACCAGGAGCUCAGCCUCUACUGCCACGACAACAUCAUUUGCGGCAUCACCUCCGUGGCUUUCUCACGCUCCGGCCGUUUGCUGCUGGCUGGUUACGAUGACUUUAACUGCAACAUCUGGGACGCCAUGAAGGGAGACAGAGCAGGGGUCCUGGCCGGCCAUGACAAUCGUGUGAGCUGUCUGGGUGUGACAGAUGACGGCAUGGCGGUGAGCACCGGGUCCUGGGACAGCUUCCUUAAGAUCUGGAACUGAGCCAUGCACAUAAACAGCAAACACGCACACACAUACAUACGCACACACACACACACCUCCAACAAACACCGCUCCCAUCUUGGGACACAGUUUGCACCCUGUAUUCACUGUAUGUAAGAUUCAACAGACAAAUUGCAACAUUGUACUGUACAUAAUAUAUAUGACUUAGGUAUGAGUUCACACACACACACACACACACACACACACACACACACACACACACACACA
Perca flavescens (yellow perch) is the source of this 2015-nucleotide messenger RNA. RefSeq names its product guanine nucleotide binding protein (G protein), beta polypeptide 2 (gene gnb2). Gene Ontology annotation, biological process: signal transduction. Lineage: Eukaryota; Metazoa; Chordata; Actinopteri; Perciformes; Percidae. Gene Ontology annotation, molecular function: protein binding. Bases 765 to 1787 code for a protein of 340 amino acids. The record is from RefSeq and is a predicted model, not a curated record. The transcript is spliced from 10 exons.